Molecule: messenger RNA, 999 nt
Organism: Eruca vesicaria subsp. sativa (arugula)
Lineage: Eukaryota; Viridiplantae; Streptophyta; Magnoliopsida; Brassicales; Brassicaceae
Source: the annotation of a GenBank genome assembly
AUGAUUCCCUUUCCUUCUUGCCUGCUACGCUCAAGUUACUCUCUCCCCACGUUUCCCCACUUCCCUCUCGAAAACAAAGGCUCUUUCACCCUCGAGAAGGUCCCUUUGUUUCUCUUUAGAGUCAAAUCUGCUGCUGCUGCUGCUGAGUAUUUCUUAGGAAGGAUAAGCCGAGAUGAGUCAAAAGAUCAUAUGAAGCUUCCAUCUCCCCUUCAGUGUUCAGUGAAACUGAAUAUCCAUGGAGUUGAUCAAGCCAUGUUGAACGUGGUUGACUGUCAGGUCUUCCCUUUGGGUCAUCAGUGCAGAAUGUUUAGUUGGGACGUUGAAGAAUGGAGAACGAGAAACUACAGAGGUGUGGCUUUUAAGGAAGGAGCUGGAGAGUCCAUUGUGCUUCUCAACUUCACUAAUUCAUUGUUUAUGUUAAGAAGUUGUGAAAUGAGUUGGGUACAGCUUAAGAAAUUAUCAGAUACUUCAUGCGAGGAUAUAGUUCCUUUUAGAGGUAAGUUUUAUGCAAACCUUUUUAAUAGGGAUCUUUUCGUUAUCGAUCCUUAUUCGCUGGACGAGAUUCCCUUGAUGCCCUUGCAGCCUCUGCGCUCGGUAAAGUAUUUGGUUCCCACUGGAAAUGAUGAUGAACUUUUCCUGGUUGAGAAAAUCCUCCCUCCUACUGGUGUGUUGGAUUUGAGUCGGUUGGCAUGUAGAGUGAGUAAGCUAGAUGAUGAGGCUGGUACGUGGGUUGAGGUCAGCGAUGUUGGAGGUCGUGUGUUGUUUAUUGGAUAUCUUGGAAACGUCUCAUGCUGUGCUAAGGAGCUCCCUGAUGGUUGUGGUCUGAGUGGGGACUCAGUGUUGUUCAUUGGGGGGCCAGGAAAUGUAACUCACUCUUAUAAAUAUGGAGUAAACACAGGACGUGAGGAAGAUGACUUCAACUUUUGGAGAUUCUCAGGAGAGAACCGUUUGACGACUAUCAACACAUCUCAUGUGGUGGCUUUCCAGGUUGAGCUGUAA